Messenger RNA from Python bivittatus (Burmese python), 1580 nucleotides. Lineage: Eukaryota; Metazoa; Chordata; Lepidosauria; Squamata; Pythonidae. The record is from RefSeq and is a predicted model, not a curated record.
GGUGUGCUGAUUGCAACAAUGGCAGUACCGUUUGUGGAAGACUGGGACUUAGUGCAGACUCUUGGAGAAGGGGCAUACGGAGAAGUUCAACUAGCUGUGAAUAGGCGCACCGAGGAAGCGGUUGCGGUGAAAAUGGUUGACAUCAAAUGUGCAGUUGAAUGUCCGGAUCAGAUCAGGAAGGAGAUCUGCAUCAACAAAAUGUUGAAUCAUGAGAAUAUUGUGAAGUUCUACGGGCACCGACGAGAAGGCACUAUUCAGUAUCUCUUCCUGGAAUACUGCAGUGGGGGCGAGCUCUUUGACCGAAUAGAGCCUGAUAUCGGAAUGCCGGAAUCAGAAGCACAGAAGUUUUUCCACCAGCUAAUAGCUGGGGUGGUCUACCUCCAUAGUAUAGGAGUGACUCAUCGGGAUAUUAAGCCAGAGAAUCUGCUACUUGAUGCAAGAGACAACCUCAAGAUCUCAGACUUUGGGCUAGCUACUGUAUUUAAAUACAACGGCUCUGAGCGAUUGUUGAACAAGAUAUGUGGCACGCUUCCAUACCUGGCCCCAGAAGUCCUAAAAAGGAAAGAAUUCCAUGCCGAGCCCGUUGAUGUGUGGUCAUGUGGAAUAGUGCUUACUGCUAUGUUAGCAGGAGAAUUGCCCUGGGACCAGCCUGUUGAUACUUGUCAAGAAUAUUGUGACUGGAAAGAAAGAAAGACAUAUCUUUCCCCAUGGAAGAAGAUUGAUUCAUUGCCACUAGCUUUACUCCUCAAAAUAUUAAAUGAAAACCCCUCAUCCAGGCUUACUAUUGCAGAUAUUAAAAAAGACAGAUGGUAUACAAAACCUUUAAGGAAAGGUAUAAAGCGGUCUCGGGGCUCUUCAGGAGGACCUUCUGAUUCUCCAGGAGGUUUUUCUAAACACAUUAGAUCGGAUAUGGACUUCUCUCCAGUAAAAGAUGCACACAGUGAGGAGAAAAAGACCUGUUCCAAUUCCCAGCCAGAACCAAGAACGGGCCUCUCCUUGUGGGACAGCAGUGCAGGCAGUAUCGAGAAAUUGGUACAAGGGAUUAGCUUCUCUCAACCAGCCUGCCCUGAGCAUAUGCUACUAAACAGCCAAUUAUUAGGCACGCCAGGUUCAUCACAGAACCCAUGGCAACGUCUAGUAAAGAGGAUGACCCGUUUCUUUUUGAAAUUGGAUGCUGACCAGUCUUACCAAGUCUUGAAGGAGGUUUGUGAAAAGAUGGGCUACAUCUGGAAGAAAGGCUGCACAAACCAGGUCACCAUAUCAACCAUGGAUAGAAGAAACAACAAACUAAUUUUCAAAGCAAAUUUGGUGGAAAUGGAUGAGAAAAUCCUUGUGGAUUUCCGACUGUCAAAGGGUGAUGGUUUGGAGUUCAAAAGGCAUUUCCUGAAGAUCAAAGAGAAACUAAAUGAUGUUGUCAGCCCACAGAAGUUAUGGCUUCCAGUGACAUGACUGCAUUGUGGUUGAAAAACAAGUGAAUUUGGCUGCAGUAUUUUCAGCCAUAGGACAGUUUAUGCCAGUGUUUCUCAACCUUCACCACUUGAAGAUGUAUGGACUUCAACUCCCAGAUGUGUGGACUUCAA